Molecule: messenger RNA, 2506 nt
Organism: Ruditapes philippinarum (Manila clam)
Lineage: Eukaryota; Metazoa; Mollusca; Bivalvia; Venerida; Veneridae
Product: thyrotropin-releasing hormone receptor-like
Exons: 3
Coding region: 299-1429 (376 amino acids)
Biological process (GO): G protein-coupled receptor signaling pathway
Cellular component (GO): plasma membrane
Molecular function (GO): G protein-coupled receptor activity
Source: RefSeq, a predicted model, not a curated record
CGCAUUAGGAGUAAACAACAAAAACCAAUAAAUAACAAAUCAGUCAACUGUCUUACGCUAUAAGGUGAAUACAGCUGCUGUUUUGAAAGAGGUUUUUGUCAAAGUAUAUUACGCUCCUCGAAAUUUCUAUGUUUGCACAUGUACGGAUUUAAAUAUACGUUAUAAGACAUGCCUGAGGAAGUAAUUUCCUGUCUUUCCGAUCACAGCCUCUAAAUACAUUUUCAAUGACAACUUUGUUUCAAUCGAAAGAGUGAUUUAAUCAAAUAAAAUGUAAAGUUAUAGAAAAUUUGAAAAUACGAUGGAAAAUAGGAACAAUUCUUCAUUUUCUGAAGAAAAUUCUACUUCGUCUUGGGGAUCAGCAGACAAUGAUGGCGGGCUGUUCUCAAUUACCGAAGAAGCAUAUGAAGAAUUUGCUUUCAUAUCAAAUAUUAUUCUGUCACCAAUAAUAUGUGCAUUUGGAAUAGUCGGAAAUAGUCUUGGGCUUCGAGUGCUUUGGAAAGACACAAGACAACAAAAAUUACCAAUUUACCUGUUUCUGUACAGUUUAACAUGUUUCGAUCUUUUGUACCUUAUAUUCGGAUUGCUGCGUCAUAUCCCCCACAUCAUUGACCUAAUCGACAAACAGCUUGCUAACUAUAUUGAGGAACAUAUGAAACUUGGGACAAUAUAUGUUGACAUGGUGCUGGCUCACACUUCACAUGCACUUAUAGUUGUGAUGUCAAUCGAACGUUUGAAUGCACUCAUGCGUCCAUUUACUGUGAAGAACUCGUGGUUAUCCCGAUAUCCUAAGAGUAUAAUCUUUGUAUGCUUCAUGUUUAAUGUCAUUUUCCUUAUUCCCUAUCCUUUGUAUUUUGAAAUGGGAUCUUACCAGGCAGGAAACAUGACUGAAUAUUAUAUCCAGUUUAAAGAAGAAGCUGUUGAAACUAUGGAUAUGUACAUGCUAGUACAAACAAUUAUUGAUUACGUCAUUCCAGCCAUUGUAAUUCUUAUCAUUAACAUAGCGAUCCCAGUCGUAUAUUCUCGUGCGAUUAGCGAAAGACGCGCAAUUAUUGAUAUGACGUCACAAGGACUCAAUAACCAGCAGACAAAAAUAACGUCAACAGUGUUUUGUAUAACAUUAAUGUACUUCUUGCUAUCAUUGCCCAAUUUGUUCAUCAAAGUUAUGGCGUUCAUUGACAAAGGUUAUAGCUUUGAUGGCAAGUACAAAUUAUCGUUCUGGCUAUUCAUAGACAUAAGCAAUCUCUUUUCGUACAUCAAUGCCGCCAAUGAUAUCAUCAUUUAUAUAUUAGUCUCUGACCAUUAUCGACGGGUUUUUAUUCAGAUGUAUUGCCAUUCACCUUGUUGUCGCCGAUGGCGAAGACACCAUGAUUUAGACAGUGGUGGAGAAAGUAAAGAUAUCUCCCUGUCAACAAUAUCAGAGAGAUAUUAAGCGUAUGUUUGCAAUAGUAAAACAGAACUACAUAAAAAUACAAUUGGUUUUAUCAAGUCGUGAUUUUUAAUGUGACUAAAACAUAAUGCCCCACCCAUCCAACAUUGUCAAGCACACCAUUUCUCGCAGAAAAUCAAUAUGAUGCCAUUAUACUUAAUAUGUGUGAGUACUACUAAUUGGUAAAAAUCAUGUCGUUGAUUUAUAAACUAUACAUGUUUUGCAUCACAAAGUCAUUGUUAACUUUAAAUUUCAAGUAAUUUUGUUGUGAUUAUUACCUCUGAGGGAUCAUCCUUUUAACAACUCGUUUUGCAUCUUUGAUUAAACUGAAACGUAAUGUUGACGGUUUCUUCCCAAUUCAAGUUUAAUUAUAACUUUUCUUUUCAUUACAGAUGUUAUUAUAUGUGCAUUUAAUGUGUUUAAGUUGCUCUUUUCCCUAAAAAUGAUUAAUUGCAAUCAAAUACUAGUAUAUGAAUUUAUUUUUGAUAAAAUUUAUUACCUUUCGGAGUUGUUAUUUUGAUAAAACACAUGCACUAAUUUAUCGUUGAUUCAUCAAUUUCAGAGAUUUUUCUGUUUACUCGUUAGUUUGUUUCUUAAUGACCUUUGAUAGGCUUUAUAAUCUUUAAUUCUCCAGAAGAUGUCUGAAAAAUAUACUAUCACAUAUGUCGUGAUCUAGGGGUAGCUAGCUAAUUAAGGUGGUGCUACUUUUAGCAAAAUUUUUUUUUAUAUAUGAGAAAAAAUGAGAAAAAAUGAAAUUUAUGCGUUUUCAUCACUUUUCUUGAAAAAUGAAUUUCUUUUUACAUACUCUCAAACUGCGCCUGUGAGUGUGUUGUUUUUAUCAGAUCUUUUCUUUUUCUUUUAAAUCAGUCUUUUUAAAUGAUUAAAUAUUCAAUGCAUGAAGUAUGAACUGAUGUAAAGGCUUAUUGAAAGAAUUUGCCCUAUAUUUUAUUUAAUGUUAUAUGAUUUCAGGUUUUUUAUUUAUAUGAAAAUUAAUAUUGUAGAAAAGUUAAACUUGUACCUUUUUCUGGUGCGUUUUCCAAGUUUAGUCUCAAAUAUGUAAUGUUUUGGUUGACUUUCUAU